Molecule: messenger RNA, 6057 nt
Organism: Meloidogyne enterolobii
Lineage: Eukaryota; Metazoa; Nematoda; Chromadorea; Rhabditida; Meloidogynidae
Source: the annotation of a GenBank genome assembly
AUGUCAACACCUUGCGAACCAGUCUCUCCAUCCCCAACAGUACUUUUGUCGCCUGUUCUUCUAUCACGGCCUAUACGUUCACAGAGUGCUCAUUCACCCAACUUCCUUCGUAAUUUUGGGGCUGUAGGUGGUGGACAACAACAACAAAUAUUACAACAUUCUGAUUCUGAUUCGGAGCCCUUAACAACCCCAUGUUGCUCUCGAGGCCCUUCUCUCCUCUCUCGUCAAUCCCACUCACGCCUCUCCAAUUCUCGCCUCUCUAAUUGCUCUUCACCUCUUGCUGGCACUCCUCCACCUCUUGUGUGUAGCCCUCCGAUAGGACUCGGUAGUGGAAGUGGAGGUGGAUGUAGAAAUGUGACUAGAUCUGGCUCCUUUUCUCGUUAUCACCAACUUCAACAACAACAAAAUUCUUCUUCUUUUUCCUCAUCUGUCGGGAAUAGUGGAAAUUAUCAACACCAAUUAAUUAAUUUCCCCAAUAAACUUCCCUUAAAUAUUGGCCGUUGCCAUUCAUUUACACGAUCAAAUAACAACAAUAAACCUUUUCUUCCCCCUCAUCACCAACAUCCUUUACUUCAAAGAACGGCAAAUAAUACUGUUAACAGUUCUUUUUCACAAUACGAUUCUUUUGAAAGUAGUGCGAGUGCUGGAGAACCCUCCUACUUGCCUCACUCUUCCCAUUCAUUUUCUCGUCGAGGAGGUUCUCAAAUUAAUCGUAACCACCAUCCCCUUUUGGCUGGUAGACCCCCAUCUGCUGCCGCUCAACUUCAACGUUCUCAAUCAGACGCAUUAAAUCCAAUUCCUUCACGUCAUUCAUCACAAGGAAGUGGAAUAGAAGGAGGGGAUUUUCAAAGUGUUAUAUUGGGUGGAGGGGGAGACCGUUUGUCUGGUGGAGGUAUUAAUAACGGUAGUGGUGGUGGUGGGGAUACUUUAAGAAUUGGAACAACUAGUAAACGUCCGUCAGUAUUACUUCGUGAUCUACAACAAGACUUUCAUCACUCAUCAUUGGAUAGUAGUGGCUCUUAUAGAGAACACCAUUUACAUUCAGGUGUUCUUCAACAUCCACAACCACCAAUUACAACAACUAGUCAAUUAAACAAUUCUUUUUUGUUUUCUUCUUCUACUCAUCGACAACAACUUAUCAACAACCCCAACAGUUUAAUGAAGUUUAAACACUGCCCUCUAGGGCAUUCUGAUCCACAAAUAUAUACACAUACUCAAACACCUUUCUUUGUUUUGUCUGGUGGAGGAGGGAAUGGAGGUGGGGGAAUGUUUGGUGGAGGUGGAAUAAGCAACUCUUUUGCUACAACAAAUGGAAGUCGCCGUUCAUUUUUGAGUUCGAGUCCGCAGGCUUUUAAACUUAAGAGAGAAUCAUUUACUGGACGUCUUCAACAACCCAACAGUGCAGCUAUAAACGCUAAUUGUGGUGAUUCAACGGGGAGCGUUCGUAAUUCCGUUCAGAUGCGCGUUCACAGAACUUCAUUUUCCUCAAUGAGCACCCACCAACAACAACAUUCAUCAAAUAUUCCCCACCAUCACCGUGGGGGAGGAGGGACAAGUGCUUCUGCCCGUCCAAGUAUUAGUGCUGGUUGUGGUUCUGGAAUUCGCCAACCUGUAGCGCUGAGAGCACUCCCUCCUGGGCAUCAUUUGGAAAAUAGGAGAUGGUCUCUAGCUUCGUUACCUUCAUCUUCUGGAUAUGGGACGCCUGGAACGAAUUCUGCUUAUUCGAGCCAAUAUUCUUCCCAAGAAAAUUUGGCUAGCAUUAUUGGUGAUAUGCGUAUUCGAGACCGUUUUGACAGCAACGAAAGCUAUGCCUGCUGUUUAGGCGAUGAUUUUGGUGGUUUAAUGCGUCCUCGUUCUCGUAGUUUAACAAGUCCAGUCCCUCAUUUAUUUGAACGCUUGGGUGUCGAUUCUCCAAUGAUGCUUUCUUCAGUUUACAAGGAAAGAUUCCCUAAAGCCAAACUUCAAAUGGAAAAUCGUUUAAUGCAAUUUCUUACACAAAAUGCACCUUUGAGCGGAUUUACUUCACAAAUGCUUCAAUUAAAUAUUGUGCCCCCUUCUCCGAUGCCCACUCGUGAACAACAAUCUUCCUCCCUUGUGCCACCAUCUCCACGUCCACAAUCACCAAAUUUACUUACUCGACCACUUUCUCCUUUAGUAACAGAAUCAGCAACGGCAAUUGGGGAUUCAGUAAUUCAUCAUCGUUCGUCUAAUACAAAUUUUUUGAGUGCUGGGUCUGCUGGUGGGUUUUCUCCUGGAAAUUCGUUUUUUGGUGGUGGUCAACAACAAUCAAAUCAAGGACUGGAUGGAGGAAAUGGAGAACAAGCAACCAACAAUAAUACCCCACCAAUAAUAACUUCUUCAACAAUUUCCUCCCCAUUAUUUGGUUGUUCAACAAAUAUUCCCCCAAUAGACCCUCAAUUAUUACGUUUAAUUUCUGAUGGUGCUACACGUUUUUUACAUCAUCAAUUAUGUGAAAUUGCUGCAGAUUGUUUACAAAAAAGUCGGGAUGAUUUGUUGAAUUGUGUUUAUUUUUGUUCAAUGUCUGUUAGAUUGGAUGAAACUUUGGCUGAGGCUGAAAUGAAAGUUGGACCAGAAUCUUAUAAAUAUUUAUUUCGUCUAGUCAAACAAAUGUUGAUGAUUGUUUCUAGAACUGCUAGACUUUUGGAAUGCUUGGAAUUCAAUCCAGACGAAUUUUAUCAAUUACUUGGAGAUGCAGAAGUUGCAGUACGCGAACAAUUAGGUUCUGGCUCUGCUCGUGUUCCAGAUUUGCCUCAAUAUAUUUUGACAAAAUUGGGAUUAAAUAAAAAUUUGUCUUCUUUGGAAAAAAAUAUUGGAGAACAAACUGGGGAUGGGGCUGGAGAGGAGGAAGAAGAAGAAAAUGAGGAAGAAUUUGGACAGAAUAAAGGUCAUAAAGAUGCUCAAUUGACAGCACAAGAUUCUUCAGACAAGUUAAUAUUACCUCCUCAAACAACUCGAGAAGCUCCAAAAGAAGAAGAUUUUGAAAAUAUUCGUUUAAUAAGUAAUGGGGCUUAUGGAGCUGUCUAUUUGGUUAAACAUAAAAAGACUAGACAACGUUUUGCUUUAAAAAAGAUGAAAAAACAUACUUUAUUGUUGAGAAAUCAAGUUGAACAAGUUUAUGCUGAAAGGGAUAUUUUGACAUUUACUGAUAAUCCUUUUGUCGUUUGUUUUUAUGGAUCUUUCGAGACAAAACAACAUUUAUGUAUGUUAAUGGAAUAUGUUGAGGGAGGGGAUUGUGCUUCUUUAUUAAAAUCUGCCGGUACUUUACCAAUCGAAUUAGCUCGUCUUUAUGUAGCCGAAACUGUAAUGGCUGUUGAAUAUUUGCAUUCUUGUGGAAUUGUUCAUAGAGACUUGAAGCCAGACAAUUUAUUAAUUACCUCUAUGGGGCAUAUUAAAUUAACUGAUUUUGGACUUUCGAAGAUUGGAUUAAUGAAUAGAACAACUUUGGUGUCUGAGGGUUAUCUUCAAGAUGACACACAACAAUUCAAAGAUAACCAACUUUGUGGAACUCCAGAAUAUAUUGCCCCAGAAGUAAUUUUGAGACAAGGAUAUGGAAAGCCGGUAGAUUGGUGGGCUUUGGGCGUCAUUCUUUACGAAUUUCUUGUUGGCAUUGUUCCAUUUUUGGGUGAUUCGCCUGAGGCGCUUUUUGCAAAUAUAAUAAAUGAAGAAGUGGAGUAUCCGGAAGGAGAAGAGGCUCUAAACCCUGAUGCCGAAUCUCUCAUUCGAAUGCUUCUUGAAAAAAAUCCUGCAGAUCGUCUCGGAACUAUGGGAGGUGCUGGGCAAGUAUCCUCACAUCCCUUCUUUGCCCCUAUCGACUUUGGCACAAUUUUACGUCAAAAAGCAGAAUUUGUGCCUCAAUUGGAAAAUGAUGAAGAUACUUCUUAUUUUGACUCGAGAACGGAUCGUUAUAAUCAUGAUGCGGAGUCCGAAGUUGCUGAGGAUGAUGAACAAGUACCUAUGUUUUGGUCAUUUUCCACCGCCUCUCCACGUCAUAGCAUUGUUGGAGGUUUAGAACUUCCAAUUGGUGGAAUGGCUAUGUUACAAGCAGCACAUGCUGCUGCUAUAGAAAGGAGUCAACAGCAACAAUUACAAAAUUCACAACAGCAACACGAUUUGGAUAGUGAUGAUAAAGCUUCUUCUGGUGUUGGGAGUGCUCCAGGGUCUAUUUCUUUAGGUCUUCCUCAACAACCAAGUAGUAGAUGUGUUUCGAGGAAUGCUGAUUUGCUCCAAGAACCAACUUCCUUAUCACCAUCCGAACAACUACAAACUCGCCCAAAAUCUUCUACAACAAAUCAACGUUUAAACGAAUUUUCUGGAGCUGAUGUAAUUCCUUCUGCUGUCAUUUUACGAAGACGUUUCUCUAGUCAAAGGCAUUCAAACACAACAAACAUGUCUACUAGUAGUAGUGGAACUACUGGGACGGGUGCUGGUGGACAAACAACUAAUACAUGCUCGUCGACUGAUUCGUCUGUUGAUGUUUCUCAUUUUCAGUAUGAUGCUUCUAGGAAGAGUCAUGGACAGUUACCGAGGUUGGCAAUUUCUCCAUGUGCCAGUGUUGUAACAAGCUCUAAUCCUUCCUCUUCCACCCAUUUACCAUUACAACGUCGCUCUGAAGAAUUGUUACAAGCAAAUGAACACCACACACAAUUACAACAUCUUUCUCCAGUACAAGAACGUUGGCAAGAAAAUAGUGGAGGUGGAGGAGGAAAUGUUGUUAUUAGAAGGGUACAAAAGAAGCGUCCUUCUACUGUUGUACAUGAAUUGAUAACGGAUUCAUCCCAACAGCAACAACAACAAAAUAAACAACAACAAAUUCCCCCAAUAAAUUCCCCCCAAUUAAAUCGCCAACUUCGUUCAACUUCUUGUCGUAUUCCAAACACAACAAAAGCCCCACCAGAAACCCUUAAAGUUCAAAUACCUCAACAACAACAACAAACUAGUUCUAAUAAUUCUUCUCCUCAAACAAGUACAACGAAUACAAUAUAUUAUCAUUCUUACGGGUUAAAUGCUGCUCAACAAGUCCAUAGCAGCUCAUCUGGUCAACAAUCUCCCUCAUGCGCCUCAGUCUCCAGCGCUUCCUCUUAUGAAUGUCAAAAACAGCAGCAACAACCCCCAGCAGAACCCUGUGGACCUUCGUUGGAAGUUCAUCAAUCUGGUCAUUCAGCAACAACCCUUCCAUCUCCAUGUUCUUUAUUACCCCCUCCCUCUUCUUUACAUCCUAUAAAUCAUCGAACAUCUAUUUCUGGUGGUUUAUCAAGGCCUAUAGUUAUUAGAAAGGGUGCUCAAGGAUUUGGAUUUACAAUUAGAUCUGUGCGGGUUUAUUUAAGCGAGCUUUCUGAAUAUUACUCAAUUGAACAUAUUGUGUCUGCUGUACGUGAAGGUUCUCCUGCGUGGGAGGCUGGAUUGAGGGUUAAUGAUUUAAUCUCGCAUGUGCAUACACAAUCGGUUCACAAUAUGACACAUCCCCAAUUAAUGCAUAGACUUCUUUCCUGUGGAAACGAAUUAACUGUCCAUGUAGUCCCUUUAACAAAUACAUCAAUUAAAGAAGGAGAACCUCGCCGUAAUGUUGGAAAACCUUUAAGAAAAAAACCUUUACGUCGACCAACAACAAAUUUAAGGGGCGGUGGAGGAAGUAAUGGUGGAGGGGGAAAUGGACGAGUUAAAGGUGGUGGAGGAGGGGGAGGAAGUUCUGCUGCUGCUUUAGUAGCUAAUUCUUCAUUAUUGAGGAGAUUAAGUGGAAAAAGAGGGAAUGCUGUGGAUAUUGUGCCGGGUACUUCUUCCCAAAAACAAACAUUUAUGCCUCGUUCAGUAUCUAGUCAAGAAGGUGUUUUAGUCUCAAAUUCUUCUUCUAAUGUUGCAACUUGUUCUAUUUCUUCUACUUCCCAAGAACACCAACAACAAAACAAACAAUAUUUAACAGCUCCGGGAGCAGAAUUAAUAUCAGCUAAUUCAACAACAUCAAAAAAUUCACAAACGACAAAAAGACUUUCAAUACCUUCAGCUUCAGUUUUAUUGGAUUCUGUUAGGAGAAAAUUGUAA